Molecule: messenger RNA, 1023 nt
Organism: Diospyros lotus (date-plum)
Lineage: Eukaryota; Viridiplantae; Streptophyta; Magnoliopsida; Ericales; Ebenaceae
Exons: 3
Coding region: 1-1023 (340 amino acids)
Source: RefSeq, a predicted model, not a curated record
AUGAGGAAUGAUAUAACCAAUUUCAUGCAAGCAGACAUGGAGAAUUUAUACGAAGCAUGGGAGCGGUUUAAAGAGUUGUUAAGAAGAUAUCCUCAUCAUGGGCUUCCAAAUUGGAUUACUAUUGAUGCAGCUGCAGGAGGAGCUUUAAUGGGAAAAGAGAUUGAUGAAGCGUAUAACCUUUUAGAAGAGAUGGCCAACAACAACCAUCAAUGGUCAUCUGAAAGAUCUAUGCCAAGAAGAACAGCUGGAGUACAUGAGAUUGAUGCGAUGACAGCAUUAAAUGCAAAGGUAUGUGAGAUUUGCGUGGGUCCUUAUGUUACCCAUGAGUGUGAAGCUGGGAUAUCUUUUAUACCUCAACCAUCUGAGCAAGUUAACUAUGUGGCUAAUCAAGGAGGAAGACAAUUCAAUCCCAAUGAAAACACUUACAAUCUAGGAUGGAGGAAUCACCCCAACUUUUCAUGGUCUAAUAAUCAGAAUGUGUUGAAGCCUCCAAUAGGUUUCCAAUGGCAGGAAAAGAAGCCUUCAUUGGAAGAUUUAGUGGCUACCAUAGCUAAGACGACUUCAGAUUAUGUAGCCAAGACAAACACUAUAUUUCAAAAUCAACAAGCUGCUAUCAGAAAUAUAGAAAUGCAAAUUGGCCAAAUAGCCAAUAUGGUGAACAAUAGAGCUCAAGGAACGCUGCCAAGCACAACAGAAAAUAAUCCAAGAGAGGAUGUCAAGGUAGUGACAUUGAGAAGUGGUAAGCAACUUGGUGAGGUAAGUAGCAAACAUGUUACAAGGGAUGUUGAUAAAAAGAAUAAUGUUGAGAUCAGUUAUGAGAAUGAGCAAGACGAGAUACCAUCCCUAUCACCACCUGUUAAACCUUAUGUUCCUCAUAUCCCUUUUCCUCAAAUGCUUAAACAGAAUAAGGUUUUUAAGCAAUUGCGCAUUAACAUUCCAUUUGCAGAUGCUUUAGCGCAGAUUCUUACUUAUGCAAAAUUUCUAAAAGAAAUUAUGUCAAACAAGAGGAAGUUGGAGGAUUAA